Saccharomycopsis crataegensis is the source of this 762-nucleotide messenger RNA. It is a transcript of the gene VPS25, whose product is annotated as ESCRT-II subunit protein VPS25. The coding region runs from base 1 to 762 and encodes 253 amino acids. Gene Ontology annotation, cellular component: ESCRT II complex. The record is from RefSeq and is a predicted model, not a curated record. Gene Ontology annotation, biological process: protein transport to vacuole involved in ubiquitin-dependent protein catabolic process via the multivesicular body sorting pathway. Gene Ontology annotation, molecular function: structural molecule activity; protein homodimerization activity. Lineage: Eukaryota; Fungi; Ascomycota; Saccharomycetes; Ascoideales; Saccharomycopsidaceae. The transcript has a single exon.
AUGGAGUCAGGUAAAAGUGUUAGUGAAGGUAAUAGCAAGGGAUUCGUUUUCCCAUCAAUUUAUUAUUUCCCUCCAUUCUUUACCAAACAGCCGAAUCAGCGGGCAUUCGAAUCACAGAUUCGAAACUGGGGUCAAUUAAUUGUUGAGUAUUGCAAAUAUCACAAGAUCUGGGCGAUCAAUAAGAAUGGUUCAAUUGUAUCCAAAGGCAUUAUAGGAUCAAAUGAAGUAGUUUCUGAUGAUCGGCCCAGUGCUGGUGAUAAUAUCAGUAAUAAUAAUAAUGAGGAUAAUAAUACUAAUAAUGGUGAUGACGAUGAUGGUGAGGGUCAUCAUUCACCGGAUGAUGGAAAUGUUUCUGAGAGGUUGGAGUUAUUCAAUAAUACAAAGAUCAAUAGACAUUUGAAAAUUGAAUUCAUUGAAGAGAUUUUCAAGUACAUGGUUACCAAUAAUAUGAGCGGGUGGCAUAAUCAAGAUAUUCUAAACAAUUACCAGAGAAAAUCCGACAGCAGAGAUUCGAUUAUUGUAUAUUGGAAGACUCCUGAUGAUUGGGCUGCAAUGAUAUUAGAAUUCAUCGAGCUGACAGGAAAUUCUGGGUCGAUAAUGACAUUAUACGAAUUGACAUUGGGAGAAAUGGUCCGAGGGCAAGAGUUUUAUGGAUUGCACCCGUUUCUAUUGCACCAAUCUUUACAGGUUUUGGUAAACCAGAAUAGAGCUCAACUAAUGAAGGAUGAAAAUGGAGUGGUUGCGGGGAUGAAAAUUAUCUGA